Messenger RNA from Drosophila nasuta, 5165 nucleotides. RefSeq names its product epithelial splicing regulatory protein fusilli (gene fus). Gene Ontology annotation, molecular function: RNA binding. The transcript has 10 exons. NCBI's taxonomy places the organism in Eukaryota, Metazoa, Arthropoda, Insecta, Diptera, Drosophilidae. The record is from RefSeq and is a predicted model, not a curated record. Bases 1015 to 4068 code for a protein of 1017 amino acids.
GCUGUUUUAACCUGGAGACAGACGCACGCGUACGUCGCUAACAAAGCAGUAAUAAAACUUAAUACACACACACACGUACUCACACACAUGUAGUCACGCACACAUUUUAGUCGAAAACUAGAAAGAAAACAAACAACAGUAACAGUAGGAAAAAAAGAGACACACUCAUACAAACUACAUACAAAGUGGCUGUUGGUAGUAGAAGAAGCAGCAACAGCAGCAAAGAAGGCGAAAAAGUGACUUGUUUUUUGUUUGCAUGUGUGCGCCGUCGCGACGUUGACGGUAACGUUAUAACGUUGAAGCCGCAGUCGAAGUCGAAGCCGAAGCCGACGUCGGCGUCGCUGUCCGCUUGUACGUGUUGGUAUUAAGAUCGCGUCGACGCGUCGUGGAAAGGCAAAAGACAAGCAAAGCAAAGCAAAGCUAACGUAACGUAACUCACUAAGUGCUAGUCAGUGUGACUAGCAAAAGAAGCACAAGUACAUAAAAGCUUUACAUAUACGUACACUCACACAUGCACUCUACACUCGCAUGUAUAGAUGUGUAAGCGUUGUGUAUGUGUGAGCAGUUAAAUUGUUAAACAAUCAAAAAAGAAAGUGCAAUAAAAAAUUGUGAAAAGCAGCGACAGUAAAAACAAUAAUAAUAAUCACAGUCAAAACCACAACAACAGGAACAACGAGUGCAAUGUGUUAAGAUCGCGUUGAGAUCAACAAACGUAGAAAACGUGCAAGGGAAGAAGGAGAGCUAAAGCAACAACAACCUGAUGCAGAGGCAUCUUAAUAACGGUAAAGAAAAAGAGAGCUUAAAGCGUUGGCGUCAUUGUUGGUGUAUUUCCAAUGGCUCAACAAUCAUAGAAUGCAUUGCUGCAAUGUGUUCCUAACCAAAUGAACUGUAUCGUAACUACUCGUACAACAUUAAUAAACAAUUGCUGCUAUUGAAAGCAAAUAGAAAGUAAAACAUCGAAAUCAAUCGAAUCUGAGACACAAAUCUAACAGUAGUUACAGAUAAGAAGACAUAAUGCAGGUACCUGAACACGUUGUCUCACUCUACAUUGCCACCUGUGGUCAAAAUGGACCCGGACUUGGCUCUGAUGAAAAGGAAAUCAUAUUACUGGUCUAUGUUCUCCUGGAAGUAACCACGGGACAGAUCAUUGGCACCAAACAAAUACUCGUGCGACCCGAUGGCUACUUCAUCAAGGAUCGCACCAUAUCCAGCUCCUCGGAUAACUCGAAUGUUACUAACAACACAGCAUGCUCACCUCCUUUGGCCAUUGGCUAUGCUGGCGACAAUAGUUCUAGCAAUAACACCACCAAUAAUAACAGCAACAAUUCAACGAACAGCAUCACAAAUUCUGCAAUCAGCGGGAACAGUUCUGGUUCCAGCAAUGGCCUCAGCCUGACCACAUUGGAGAACAGCAGCGAACUCAUUCUGCCCAUUGCCGAGGCACAGGCUGCUGGAAAGCCCUUAACCGAGGCAAUUGAGGAGUUUGAUGCUUAUCUACGCUCUCUCGCACUCGUAGAUACGGAGAUCAAGCUGAUCACCGAUGGGCAGCUGCCGCUUCGUCAGUGCCUUCAUCGGGAGGCCUGUGCCAAGGAUGUCGAGCUGCCUGCCUACUACAAUCAAUUCAGCGAUCUUCGCAAGGAGUUUCAGCGUUACAAGUCCGGUGAUCUGUCUCGGGCUCUCGUUCCCUUAAAGGACAUUAAGAAAAUGCUGCAAUCCCCUACACUCCCCUUACCACAGUCCAUUGGUGAAAUGCUAAAAGAGCUCAAUGCUACUUCUGUGGAAGAUAAUGACUUUUAUAUACGCGAAUCUCGCGAUAUGGUCACUGUGAUUCAAACAUUGCUUCAAGCGGGUCAUAAAUUUGAUGCAAAUGAACUCGUCAAUCUGGUACUGGAACCUGGCAUUUGCUCAAUUGACGACGAGGUUGACGGCAAUUGUAUUGUGCGAGCCCGUGGAUUGCCCUGGCAGAGCAGUGAUCAGGACAUUGCCAAGUUCUUUCGGGGACUCAACGUAGCCAAAGGCGGCGUUGCAUUGUGUCUGUCGCCGCUGGGACGGCGCAACGGUGAGGCAUUGAUACGCUUUGUAUCGCAGGAGCAUCGCGACAUGGCUUUGAAGCGGCACAAACAUCACAUUGGCGCCCGCUACAUCGAGGUGUACCGCGCAUCGGGUGAGGACUUCCUUGCCAUCGCGGGAGGUGCAUCGAAUGAGGCGCAGGCCUUUCUUUCCAAGGGCGCUCAAGUGAUCAUUCGCAUGCGAGGACUGCCCUAUGAUUGCACAGCCAAGCAAGUGCUGGAUUUCUUUACCACCGGUGAGUCGCCUUGUCAUGUCCUGGACGGCAACGAGGGAGUGCUGUUUGUCAAGAAGCCGGAUGGCCGAGCCACCGGAGAUGCCUUCGUGCUGUUCGCCAACGAAGCUGAUUCACCUAAGGCCCUAGGAAGGCAUCGGGAAUCGAUUGGGCAACGCUACAUUGAACUCUUCCGAUCGACGACAGCUGAGGUGCAGCAGGUGCUGAACAGAUCGAUGGACCCGAAGACCUACGAAUCGAACAAUCACAGUCAGCCGCCGUUGAUAGCACAGUUGCCCACCAUGCAGUUGCCGUUGCUGCCGCAGGUGGGUCCCGCCGCCGGUGGCCACGUCCUCAACCCGCUGUCAGCUAGUGCCAGCCACGCUAACCUGUGCCCAUCACUUACCCAUGCCCCACAGCAUCUCAUCACCUCCGGGACGACCAAGAACUGCAUUCGGCUGCGAGGUCUGCCCUACGAGGCGAUGGUCGAGCACAUUCUCCACUUCCUGGACGACUUUGCCAAGCACAUCAUCUACCAGGGCGUGCACAUGGUCAUCAAUGCUCAGGGCCAGCCCAGCGGGGAGGCCUUCAUCCAAAUGGACUCGGAGGAUUCGGCCAGAUUGUGCGCUCAGCGCAAGCACAAUCAGUACAUGGUCUUUGGCAAGAAGUUGCGCUACAUUGAGGUCUUCCAGUGCUCGGGCGAUGACAUGAAUCAUGUGCUCAAUGGCGGCCUCGCCUCUCCAGUGGCGCCCCCGCCACAUCCUGGCCACGCUCAUCUGGCUGCUGCUGCCGCCGCCGCUGCCGCAGCUGCUGCGGCGGGCAAGCAGCCAUCGCUGCUAUCUCCGGGUAUGUUAGCUCAACCGCCGCCGCCAUCCGCCGGCGCACAGGGACUUAGCUCUCACUCCCACACACACACACACUCACACGCACACUCACACACACACCCACACUCGCAUGCGCACGCACACACACACGCCGCGGCCGCUGCAGCCGUCGCUGCAGCAGCUCAUCACGCAUUGCAAACGUCAGCUGCCUCGAUGCUUGGCGGCAACUCGCACGCUCCGCCCACCGCCGGCACUCCAAGUGCUGGCUUGGCCGGCUUCAUGGUUGCUCCGCCCGCUGCCACCAUGUCCACGCACUCCUCGCUGGGUUCCCUGUCCAGCAGCAGUCUCGCUCCGUCUGCACCUGCGGCCUAUCCCUUCAAUCUCUCCAUGCCGUCCACGCCCAGCAGCCAGGCUGCUGCAGCAGCUGCUGCCGCCGCCGCUGCGGCUGCCACGAAUCCUGCGCUGUUGGCUCAGCAGCAAGCGCAGUUCAUUGCCCAGCAGAGUCUGAUGGCUCGUCAGCAGGCGGCUGCAGCGGCCGCGGAGCAGCAGCAACAGCAGCAGAUGUAUGCGAAUGCAGCCAUGUUGCAGCCCCAUCCGUUGUACAUGCAACAUCCAGGCGCUGCCGCUGCCGCAGCUGCUGCAAUGGGCGCUCAACCGCAGUUUGUCCUCAUGCAGCGUCCCUAUCUGCAACCCUUUCAAUUGGGCUACAUGCCCGCAGCCACUGGUGGCUAUCAAUUCGCCGGUGCUGCCUCUGCUGCCCCCUCACCAAGUGGUGCAGCAGCAACGGCGGCAGGUGGCAGCUCCAAUGCUGGCCUCGCGCUUCAAUCGCACAAUAUGAAGCGUUCCUAUGAGAAUGCCUUCCAGCAGGAUGCGGCAGGCGCCGCUGCUGCGGCCAGUGCCGCCAAACGGGCCUUGACCCGGGCCCCCAACAGCGUCUAUUCAUAUUAUAAUCCAGGCAUUUAGAGCAUCAAUCGUGACUGAUUCAUUUCACACGCCACCUUAGACAUGAUUGAGGGAUGUGUUCCUUCAGAAUACUUGAGAAUUCAGUUUAGCAAGACUGAUUGAACAUGAUUGAAACUGCAAGAAACUCCAUUUAGUGCAUCAAUCCUGAUUGAUUCAUUUAACAUGCCAAAUAAGACAUGAUUGAGUGAUUGAUUUCCUUAGAAUAUUUGAUAAUUCAGUUUAGCAAUAUGAUUGAAACUCCAAAACCUAAUUAUUGAUUCUUUGCUGGCACUUAUUGCAGCAUAUUUGAGAAUUCAGUUUAGCAAGACUGAUUGAACAUGAUUGAAGCUCCAGCACCUAUACUAUAAUUCAGAUCGAUAAUGACUGUUUGAUCGAUCGAUAAAACUCCAACGCUUCCUGCACAUUCCAAACUCAUUUCCAAAUGCAAAGAUUGAUUGAUUGUUUGAUUGACAGCAUUGGAAAUGAGCCUCAAAGCAACGACAUUUGCAAUGCGCGAUGAGUGGCAAUAUACAUACUUACAUAAAUAUAUACCCUAUAUAUAUUCCUUACUUAUACAUACCUUUUGCUCGCUCAUCUUGGAAAAUCCAUCCACACUCAUACAUACAUACAUACAUACCAGACACUCUUUAGAGCUUAAAAUUUGUUUUUAUCGUACACUUUUUAUAGUGAAAUUUUGUGUAGUUGUUUAAGUUUUUUUUAAAACGAAAGUAAACGAAAAUUACUUUAAGCAUUUUGUCUAUGGUCUAGCAUUACUUAUACUCUGCACACAUGCAAACACUUACAUACAUAUGUUGCAUAGAUACACACUUACACACGCAGACACAACACUCAUAUAUACACACACACACACACACAGACACCCACCUACAAUCGGGGCAAGCUAACUAAUAUCUUACAAAUUUUAUAUACAUCCUAUAAAUCUUCAGGGCAAUUCUUUUUAUCUACUUAACUAAGCUAUGUGUAUGUGUAUGUGCUUCUGUAUUAGUGUGUGUGUUCCUGUGAGUGUAUGUGGGUGUAGAAGGUGAGCGCGUGGGCGUGUGUGUGUCAGCGCAACAACAACAUUUAAUAUUCAAUAAAAAAGAAAACAACAACAACAA